Molecule: messenger RNA, 5771 nt
Organism: Apodemus sylvaticus (European woodmouse)
Lineage: Eukaryota; Metazoa; Chordata; Mammalia; Rodentia; Muridae
Gene: Cep152
Product: centrosomal protein 152
Exons: 29
Coding region: 241-5460 (1739 amino acids)
Biological process (GO): centriole replication
Cellular component (GO): centrosome
Source: RefSeq, a predicted model, not a curated record
UCGCGGGCUAGGGUGUACCGGGAAGGUGCUCGCGGGCUGCAAGUCCGGAUAGCGGGUUGCUGGAGGUGACUGCAGUCUCCCCGCCCGGCCGGCGGCUGCGGGAUCGGGACCUGCCUUCGAGUCUCCUGUACCUGGGCGGUGCGUGCUGCCUCCCUGCUCGGUCCUUAGCCUGGGCGUCCCACCGGCAGAUCUGUGCGCGCCCCUGGUUCCUGGGCCCCGGGCCCAACUCUUUGGACCACCAUGUCAUUGGAGUUUGGCAGUGUAGCACUGCAGACACAAAAUGAAGAUGAAGAAUUUGACAAAGAAGACUAUGAAAGGGAAAAAGAGUUGCAGCAGCUUCUCACAGACCUCCCUCACGACAUGCUGGACGAUGAGCUCUCGUCUCCCGAGCGCCAGGAUUCUGACUGCAGUGUGGACAGCACAGCGGGAGAACUGCAUCCUUCUGGGCAUCUGGAAAGGAAGUGGAUUGAGCGUGAUCUACUGCCCAAGUCUCACGGCGUGAGUUGUGGCAAUGGCUGGGAAGAAAAUCGAAGUAAAACUGAAGACCCGCACCUUCGGUACCAUCCUGGAGAAGAUGGGGAUGAAGGCGGAAGUGGCUAUAGCCCUCCAGGUAAACAGGAGCAGGCAGAUUUGUAUCGCCUUCCUGAAGACUUUAGGCCGUACACCGGUGGUCAGAAGCAGGCAGCCAGCGUCAUUACGUUUUCAGAUCCUCAGAGGGACAAUUUUCAGCAAUUUGGUUUAUCUCAAGGACCCAACUGUCGCGCUUUGGAGCCAUAUAAAGCUGUAUAUAAACCUCCCCACGCUUCUGUGCAGAAGAGUGGUUCGCCAGCCCUGGAGAGGGCAGGAAGUGACACCUUUGAAGGCUUGCAACAACAAUUUUUAGGAGCUAAUGAAACAGACUCUGCAGAAAAUAUACAUAUUAUUCAACUCCAGGUUCUUAACAAAGCAAAGGAGAGACAACUGGACAGCUUAGUUGAAAAGCUGAAUGACAGCGAACGCCAGAUUCGGUAUCUGAACCACCAGCUGUUAAUAGUCCAAGAUGAGAAGGACGGCUUGGCCCUCAGCCUUCGGGAAUCCCAGACGCUCCUUCAGAACGGCAAGGAAAGGGAGAUGCAGCUCGAAGCACAGAUAAAAGCACUGGAGGCCCAGAUAGAAGCUUUCAGAGCCAGCGAGGAGAAGCUCACCAAGAAGCUCCGAACAACCGAGAUCACCAUGGAAAGCUUGAAACAGCAACUGGUGGCGCUCCACCACUCCGAGUCUCUUCAGCGAGCCAGAGAGAAUCAUGAGAACAUUGUCGCUGCCCUCACGCAGAAGUACGAAGAGCAGGUGUCAUCCUUACAGAAGAAUUUGGAUGCUACCAUAACGGCCCUUCAGGAACAGGAAAGUAUUUGCAUGCGUUUGAAGGAUCACGUGCAGCAACUGGAGCGGAACCAAGAAGCAGUCCGGUUAGAGAAGACGGAGCUCAUCAACAGGCUGACGAGGAGUCUGGAGGACAGUCAGAAGCAGUGUGCCCACCUGCUGCAGUCAGGCUCUGUGCAGGAGGUGGCUCAGCUCCAGCUCCAGUUGCAGCAAGCGCAGAAGGCUCACAUCCUAAGUGAGAGCAUGAAUAAGGCUUUGCAAGAGGAAUUAGCUGAGCUUAAAGAUGAGAUUUCUCUCUAUGAAUCUGCUGCCGAACUCGGAGUCCUUCCAGGUGACUCGGAAGGAGACCUGAGUAUAGAGCUCACUGAGUCAUGUGAGGACUUGGGCAUUCAAAAAGUCAAUUGGAAACAAGCCAAAGCUAUCAGGCUCACACAGCAAGAAUCCCCGGAUGAGGAGCCUUCGAAGGAUGAGCUUCUCCUGAAGCUGAAAACACAAGUUCAGCGCUUGCUGACGAGCAACUCUGUGAAGCGGCGUCUGGUGUCUCAGCUGCAGAGCGAUCUCAGAGAUCGCCAGGCGACAACAGAAGCUCUCCAGCAAUCGAAGGAUGGUGACAGAGGCAUGGAGACUAAAACAGAUACCUCUGAAAAAACUAAUCAGUUAUGGGUUGAUUCUUCUGAGGCAAUUAACAGAGAAGAUAUUCUGCAACUGAAAAAUGAAGUUCAAGUUUUACAACAACAGAAUCAGGAACUUAAAGAGGCUGAAGAAAAACUGAGAAGUACAAACCAAGACUUGUGUAAUCAGAUGAGACAGAUGGUGCAGGAGUUUGACCAUGAUAAGCAGGAAGCUGUGGAGAGGUGUGAGAGGACUUACCAGCAGCACCACGAAGCCAUGAAGGCCCAGAUCCGAGAGAGCCUUCUAGCAAAGCAUGCCGUGGAGAAGCAGCAUCUCCUUGAGAUCUACGAAGGGACCCAGUCACAGCUCAGAUCUGACCUCGAUAAGAUGAACAAGGAGAUGGCUUCUGUGCAGGAGUGUUACCUGGAAGUAUGCAGAGAGAAGGAUGAGCUGGAAUCCACUCUCAGGAAGACCAUGGAAAAGGCUCAGGAGGAGAAGAGACAGCUUCUGGAAGCCAGAGAAGAAUAUGUACGCAAACUGAAGUUAGAACUGGAAGAGAAGUGCCAAGAAACUCUGAGGAUGGCAAAGCAGAGCUGGCUGGAGGAACAAGUCACCAGAGCCAUGCAGCAGGCUGGGGAGGAGGUGAUGUUAGCCGGAGCACAGGCUGGGGAGGAGAGCAGAGAAAAACUCAUUCAACAGCUGGAAAAGGAGUGGCGGUCCAAACUGAAUCACAGUCUCACAGCUUGGAGAAAGGCAACCUCAGACCGCGGCAGCCAGACGGACCAGGCAGUCUGUCCUGCUGCCGUGUCUAAGGCAGAGGAGCAGGCUCGCCAAGUCCAGCAGGAGAAGGAGCUUGUUGUCAAGGAGGCUCUGAAGAAGCUUGAAGUUGAGUUGGAGCUCAAGUACUGUGAGAGUAUUGCACAAAAGGUGGAAACAGCUGUGCAGAAUGCCCGCAGUCGCUGGAUACAGGAGCUACCCAUGCUUGCAGAGUACAAGGCUCUGCUUAGAGCCCAGCAGCAGGAGUGGGCGAAGCAGCAGGAGCUGACCGUGGCCCACAGGCUGUCGCUUGCACUCUCUGAAGCUAAAGAGAAGUGGAAAGGUGAGCUUGAAAAUAUGAAGCCAAGUGCAAUGUCUGUCAAGGAACUGGAGGAGAAAGUCCACUCUCUGCAGAAGGAGCUCGAGUUGAAGGACGAGGAAGUCCCAGUGGUUGUGAGGGCUGAGCUGGCGAAGGCCAGAACUGAGUGGAACAAAGAAAAGCAGGAAGAAAUCCACAAGAUUCAAGAACAAAAUGAGGAAGAUUAUCGGCAGUUUUUAGAGGACCAUCGAAAUAAAAUCAAUGAGGUGCUUGCAGCAGCUAAAGAGGACUUUGUGAAGCAGAAAACUGAACUUCUUCUUCAGAAGGAGACAGAAUUCCAGGCAUGUUUGGACCAGAGUCGCAAGGAGUGGACACUGCAAGAAGUCCAGCGGACACAACAGGAAGUCCGUCAGUAUGAGGAAGACAUCCUCACUGUGCUUGGCUUUCUUCUGAGGGACACCCAGCUGGGCUAUGGUGGCGAUUCACAAGACAAGCAGCUCUUGGAAGUCGUGUCAGUUUGUUCUUCGAAAUGGAUAUCUGUGCAGUAUUUUGAGAAAGUAAAAGCCUGCAUACAGAACGCUCUUCAAGAUAUGCUGUCCUUGCUUACAGACAGUGUCGCCUCAGAGUGGGAGAAGAGGAACGUGGUCAAGAGCUCUGCAGAUGCUGUCAGCUGGAACACUGGCCAAGGAGACUCUGGGGUCCCAGCGCCUCUUCCUGUCUCCACCUCUGGACGCUGUGCUCAGUCCUCGGCCUUGCUGGAAGCAGAAGCGGAAACUGAUAAAAACAUCUGUGAAAUUAAAGAUUUAUGCUGUGGACGCUGCUUUCAAGAACUUGAAAAGGAAAAGCAGGAGUGUCAAGAUCUGAGAAGGAAACUGGAGAAGUGCCGUAGGCACCUUCAGCAUUUAGAAAGGGCGCACAAAGCCACAGUGGAGAAACUUGGAGAGGAGAACAGCAGGGUGGUUGAAGAGCUAAUAGAGGAGAACCAUGACAUGAAGAAUAAACUGGAGGCACUGAGGGCCCUUUGCAGAACACCGCCACGGUCACUGUCUGCAGGAGCUGCUGAGAAUGCUUGGCUGCCGUGCAGUGGGCAGGCCUUGGAAGAACUCCGCGGGCAGUACAUUAAAGCUGUGAAAAAAAUUAAACGCGACAUGCUCCGAUACAUUCAGGAGAGCAAGGAAAGAGCAGCAGAGAUGGUAAAGGCGGAAGUGUUGCGGGAGCGGCAGGAAACUGCCCGGAAGAUGCGCAAGUAUUAUCUGAGUUGCCUUCAGCAGAUCUUGCAGGAUAAUGGAAAGGAGGAGGGAGCUGAGAAAAAGAUUAUGAGUGCUGCUAGCAAACUCGCUACAAUGGCAGAGCUGCUGGGGACGAUCGCAGAGUCAGAGUGCAGAGUCAGGUGUGCCCAGGCAGGCCAUGCAGUAGCGCUUCCUUUGGCUUCAGAGAUGCUGAUGGGCAUUGAAAGAUCAGAAAGAAGUGAUGUGAAUCAAAAUGUUCCACAUUACAUUGAAAGCCAACCAAACAGUGGGAAGACUGUCCCCAGGACGGUGUGUGAGCAGUCGCCUGGGAGGAAGGCUGCGCCUAGUUCACACAGGCGGUUAGAGGACUCGAAGCACAGAGAGAUGAAACCCAUGGCUUCCACAGCUUCGCCUUCAGACUGUCAGUGUGGGGCUAGGAGCUGCAGGCCCUCAGACAUCUUGGCAAAGGAUGCUGCUCCGGAGUUUGUUCCACGCCAGGGCGAAGGAGGCUUGGGUUUGCACCGGAAGAAAGGUGCCACUGGAGCUGGCUCUGAGCAGCUGCUUCCUCCAACUGCUCACUCUUUCCUUGGAGGCGCCGAAAAGAAAUCUCCUCCAGUCGUCUUGGAGUCCAUGGACACAGCCCCGGGAGCUCCCAGUGAAAUGCUGAGGUUAAAGCCAUUCAUGUGUGGUUCUCUAAUAGAGACAGAGAGUAUUUCGUCUGAGAAGGGUGUGGACUUGCAGGACUCUCCUGUGAAGGAUGGGGUGGGGCCUGGUGGCUCUCCAGCCUGGCCUUCUCCUAGUACUCUACCCUGCAGCAGUCCUGCUGGGCUGCGUCUCGGUGAUAGGUCACCAAGGACUCAGGAGACGCUGGGGGACUCUGUUCAGUGGAAACAGUUCUCAGCAAACAGUUGUCUUCCAGAUGCCCAGAAAAGUAAUAUGGUUUGUCGGAGUAGUUACACUCUAGAUCUUCCCAAAGAAACCCCGCGUUCCCAGCAAGGGAAGAUGAGUGCAACUCUAAGACACUCAUCUCCACAGAGCACUGAUGUGUUAAAGACAGAUUUCAGGGAACUCAGACGUGCAGGACCAUCUUCACUGUGUCAGAAGCCUUUGAUAAAGUUAACUGUUCCAAUGAUUGGCCAACAAGACAGUGGCUUUGACAGCCCACUUAUCAAUCUAGAAAAAUGAUGUACUGUACUUCAGAAUAGUAAUUAAUUACUAUUUAGACAGGAAACUGGAUGGGAAUACCUCCUGAUAACAAACCAUUUUGAGGUCUGCAUGCCAGUUUUCAUGGAUUUGGUACCCUUGUACCUGAGUAAAGUAUUCUCAUGAAGUUACUCAUGAACUUCCGCUGCCUUGAUGUUGGAGGCCUAAGUGACGGGCCAUGUGGUCUGCUUCUGUGUGAUGCUUCGUUUGGUUCCGCAACCCUCUACUUUUAUAUUUAUAUGCUGACUUAUUUGCAUUGUUAAAAUACUUAAUAAAAUUGUGCAUAAUCUGAA